Molecule: messenger RNA, 3858 nt
Organism: Paramecium pentaurelia
Lineage: Eukaryota; Ciliophora; Oligohymenophorea; Peniculida; Parameciidae
Source: the annotation of a GenBank genome assembly
AUGCAAUUUCAUUAUCAUAAAUAAGAAAUCAAAAUAACCUUCAAAAAGAGCAUUUAAUAAUAUAAGGGAUUAUUAUUUAAGAAUAUCAAUCCUAAAUUAGAUAUCUAUAGAGACAAAUCGAUUUCAUUUAGAAAUGGGAGAGUAAUUGGAAAAACUUGGAUUUAGGACAUUACGUGUUUUGAUGAAGAGAUAGAAGAUUAUUCAUUUCACAAAAGAGGAUGUCAUAUUGUUCUAAGAAAUUCAUUAGACAUCAUUAGAGUGAUAUCAGAGAACUUUAUUACUUUAAGAAUUAGAAAAAAUGCUACUCAUAGAAUUUAGUUAAAUGAAGAAAAUUAUAUUAACUAUCAUGAAGGAACUUUAAAUGGUUAACCUAAUAAAUUAAUUACUUAAAAUUCAUAUUAUAUAGAAGAGAUGAAUUGUGCAAUAAAUUAGAAUCAACUAAUACCAAUUGGAAUAAAAAUUGAACCUUUAAUUAAAUACUCUAAAAUAAGAUGUAUCAAAUUAUCAGAAGAAACUUAUUGUAUAUAAUAAAUAAAUAAGGAAUAGUGUUUAAAUAUUUUAAUACAUUAAGAUAAAUAGAUUCCAUUCUAUAAUGAUGUACUUUAUCUAGAAGGAUAAUUAUCAUAUAUUAAUGGCUAUUUUCUAUUAUAUAAUAAUGAAAAAUUAUAAAUGAUUAAUUAAAAUGGAAUUGAAUAUGAAGAAACAUUACAUGGAUAAUGUUACUUAGAUGGAUCUGAAAUCUUUAUAUUAAGAGAUAUUUCAAUAGAUGAAUAACUUGUUAAAAAUACAAUAGAUUUUACUAUUAAAGUUACAGGAGUCUUACUUAAAAUUUAAAUAAUUACUAAAUCUUUAAAAUUGAAAAUGAUGUUAGAAGAAAAUUAAAUACCACCUUAAGAGAUACCCGAUUACUUAGUUAAAAUUAAUGAUUAAAAGUUUAUUAAAGAAACAGUUAAAAAAUUAUGGAAAUAAAAAAGCAUUAAUAAAACUCAAUUAAUUGAAAUAUAUAAUGUAUUAGUUGGAAUGAAAAGGUCAAAUAAAUUAAGAGGAAAAUUAAAUUUAAUAUAAUGUUAUGAAACUGAAAAUUUAGAUAAUCUAUCUUUUUUAAAUUGUAUUUCAUCUGAAACUUGCGAUCUAUAAUAAAUUAUUAAAUUGUUUUAGAAUCACAUCAUAUACAAUUAUAUUCAUUUCUUGAAUUUAAUAAUUAAACAUAAACCCUAAUUUCUUGAUGAAGUUUUACCUAAUGGAACUUUAUUUCUAAAUUUUGAACCUCUUGAAUUAGGAACACUUUCUAAAUAAAAUAAACUUAAUGAUUUAAGUUUUCUUGGUACUUAUAAUGUUCCCUAAAUUUAAACCAAUUAUUAAAAAAUUGCAACAUAAUUCUUAAUUUAAUGUCAUGGCAUAUAUUAUCUACCUAUUUAAUAAGAAGAUUUUACUUUUUUCCUGUAUACUUUAUUGAUUAAAGGUGGAUAAUCAAGAUUAACGCUUAAACAAUUUAUGUAAGAAUAAGAUAAAUUACAUACUCUUUUUACAUAUAGUUCUAAAAUAGAAUCCCUUUUUGGAUAAUUAAAUUAAUAUUAUUAAGAACAUAAUUUAAAUUGGUUUGAUGAAAUGUUAAAUUAAUUAAGAAAAACAUAAUAUCCUGUUUAGAUUUUCUAAUCAAUUUUAGAUUAUUGUCCUAAUCUAACUACUAAAGAAUAUCUUGUUCCAGUAAAUCUGGCAUUUGAAAGACUAUUAACUUUUUCUACAGAUAAUUAUUAAUUAUUUUAAUAAUUAUUAGACUCUUUUAUAUUUAUCAGAAAUUCAUUUGAUUAAGAUGAAUAUGAUUAAUUGUAGAAUCUUAUUUCUUUAUUGUAAUAAUCAACAAUUCUAUCACAAAUUAUUUCAAAUUUUAAUGUCGUUUAUUAAUUAAAUACAAUUAUUAAUAAGAUUAUGUAGAAUCCAGAAGAAUCUUAAAAAUGCAUAGAACAAUUACUUGAAAAUUAUCAUGUAAAUAGAGUUAAAUAAAUGUAAUUUAAAAUUUAAGAUAAAAUAUUCAAUUUAUAAAACUAAAAUGAAUUGAAAUAAUGUUUUUCAUUUGGAUUUAAAAAUUAUAUAAAAGAUGAAAAAAAAAUAGAAUUAUCUAUAUUUAAAAAGAAUCUUGAAUUUGGUAAAUAUAGAGAUGUUAAGCUUCUUUGUUAAACCUUUAAUCUAAGUAUUAAUUAAUUUGAUGAGGCAAUAUCAGAUGCUAUGUAUAGAUAUUUAUAACUUCAAAAGAAAAUUGAUUAUAUUGAAGAUGAAAGAAAGAAGUUUUUAGAAAUUGUAAAUGAAAUACAAAAAAUUAAAAAAGAAAAAUUAGUCUAAACCAAGAAGACAAUGAGUCUUUAUAAGUUUAUUAUAGAAUCAAAAGAAGUUGGGAAUUAUAAAGAUUUAGAUUUAUUUAAAUGUAAUCAGAUUUUAUUUCAAAUUUAUAGAAGAACAUAAAAUUUAGAUUUACCAUAUUUAAGAUUAAAAAAGAAAUUAGCAAAAGCUAAUAAUUUAGCAAUAUAUGAUAGAGAAUUUUGUAAAUUUAUGAUAGAUUUAGCAUAAAAAAAUUUUAAUAUUAAACCAUAAAAGGCUUAAUUAAUUUUAGAUGAUCUUUCUAAAAAUGGAGAUGAAAUAAUUUAAUCUGAAGUAUCAAUAAUUUUAUUAUAAUUUUCAAAAGAUGAAAAUUAGAAAAGAGAACAAUAUUGGAAGGUCUUAAAAUAAUCAUCAUCUGCAGAUACAGUAUAGACUUUAUUAAAAUUUUAAUAAAAGCAAACUAAAUAAAUAUAAUUAAUGCCUUAAAAAAUUGAAAUAAUAUCUAAAGAAUUGAUAGAAGCAUCUUUAGAUAAUUCAAUUAGUAUAGCAAAAUUUGAAUAAGAAUAUAAAAAAUUUUAUUCUGAGAAUUUAAUUGAUGUAGUAUUUUUAGAUACUUUAUUAAAAGAUCCUUAAGAGGCUUUCUUUUUACUGUCAAUUAAAUAAUCAUAAAACACAAAAUUAUUAAUACAAAAAUUAGUCUAAAGUCAAUUAUUGAAUUCAGAAAAAAUAUUAAAUUAUUAUAUUCAAACUUUUGUAAAACCUUUUAAUGUAAUUAAUUUAUUAUAGGGAGAUGAUAAGGAACUUGAAGAAUUAGCUUAAGCUCUUGUCAUUAGUUAACAUAAAUAAAUUUUUGAUAAAAGAUGCAUUUUCAAUAAAAAUGAAAGAUUAAAUUAAAUUAUGGAAAGAUUAGAUACAUUAGAAUUGGAUAAUAUUAUACCAGAAUUGUUAUAUUUUAAAGAUUUAAAUAUUAAAGAAUUAAAGAUACAAAAUUUUAUAAAAAGAAUAUAAUAAACCAAUUUGAGAUAAUAUUAUAAAAAUCAAGAAUAAAGUUUGACAAGUUAUGUGAAAAAUUAAAUCAAACGUAAUCCUGAAAUAAUUAAUAUAUAAAUAGAUUUAAGAUAUCAUUUUAUUAUUUAUGAAGAUAUUUAUGGAUUCACUAUUAAAGAGAAAUAUUUAAUUCGAUCUUUCAUUUAUUAAUGUAUAGAAAGUAAUAAAUCAAUUUAAAAUUAUGAUAACAUAUAUAAAUAAAUUAUAUCUAAGGAAUUCAAUUUUGAGUAAGUGAAAGAAGAUUUUUAUUAAAUAAUUGAAUUAGAAUGUCUAUUCAUAAUUAGUGAAAUAGCAAAAUAUUAUUAUUAAAAAUAAGAAGAAGUGAUAUAAUUUUAUUGUUAAAAGUUAUUAUCAAGUUCUUAAUGUAAUGAUGAAAUCACAUUUUGGUAAAAGUAAGACCCAUAAAAUUAAAUAAGGAACAUUUUAUUAGACACUUUAAAAAAGUAGAAUCAAUCUUUAUAACUAAAUAAUGAAUUGAGAUCAUUGAUUGUUUGA